Molecule: messenger RNA, 1356 nt
Organism: Schistocerca piceifrons (Central American locust)
Lineage: Eukaryota; Metazoa; Arthropoda; Insecta; Orthoptera; Acrididae
Exons: 9
Coding region: 1-1356 (451 amino acids)
Source: RefSeq, a predicted model, not a curated record
AUGGCGAUCCAGUUGUCUGGUGAACAAACGGUCAGGACAUCAACAAGAGACUGGAUUGGUCUGUUCAAGAAAGGCUGGUCAAAACCAGAAGAGUUAAUUGUCUUUGAAUGGGCAACAGGUCAUGCUUCUGAAGAAACUCUGCCAAGAAGAGCAGUAACAUUUUGUUCAAAGGACUUUAGGAGCAGAAUAAAUCCAAAUGAUCAGUACCAGUUUGCUUAUGUCAGCAAGCUUCAUCAGAUUCUUGGGAGAUCCCAGUUCUUCUUAUUCAUUACAGAUGUGAUACAUCAGAUUCAUCAAAACUAUCUCAGUGAGAAUGUUUCCAGCGUAGAGACGGAUGACGAAGACAGUGACUGGCUACAUGUAUCACAGGUACAUUCACAAGCAAACAAGAGAGUAAAAGAAGUAUCAGGACUGGCAGGUGCAUUACCACAACUCGAUGUACCACCAAACUGUACACCUGCUCCCAAGAAGUAUUCUACAUGCAAUUGGUCAACAGGCCAUGUCACUAUAAAUCAUCAUCUUUCAGGGAAUGUCAGUCCCAGUAAAACAAAUGCUUUAAGAGUAGCUCCAGCUCCAUCUGUAGUGGAUACAUUAGCACAUCCUGACCUCCCACCAAACUUCAAUCGUAAGAAAUCCGCUGACAAGAAGUGCCCCACCUGCAACUGCCCAUCAGACUAUGUGAUCGCAAAUAAUCGUCUUACUGAGAAGGUUGUUUCACAGGCAGAACUAAUCCGUUCCCUAGAGUCAAAACUAACAGCGCUGCAAAGCGAACUGGAAUUGUGUCACGUUUCACAGCAGCAGUUGAAGAUAAAAGCAGACAUGGCAUGUAGAGAGAAAGAAAAUUAUUGUUCCUUUAUUGGACAGUUUCUUGAAUCUCUCAAGAGGAAAGGACAACUUAAAGUUGUUGAUUCAGAAGGUAAUACGAUAAUGGUAAAAAAUGUUUCCCCACAAGUGAAGGAUGGCCAAACCACUGCCAGAAACCAAAGCUAUGCCUCAUCAGUUGGUGCUCCACAGUGUCCCUUUGUGAGUGCAGCAGGUGAUACACAGCAGCGUCGCAGGCAAGAACUUGCAGCAGAGCUGAAACAGGUUUGUCGCAAGUGCUGUGAGGAAACAGAUAGUGUACAGAUAGGCAGCACAGACAUGUCAGCAGAAGACACUGCAGGGCAGCUGCACUCCACUGCCGCAGUUAAUGAUGCCAAUAAAGAAUUAAGUCAAGAUGACCCUGCUCAGCUGACAUGUGCAGAUGCAAGUGGAGAACAGCUGGAAAAUGGUAAAGAAUUAGUUAGUAAUCAGCCUACAGAAGAUGAGGUCAGCAGUGGGCUUGAGGAGCUCUUUCACCACACCUCACUGUCAUAA